AAUAAAAUGCUCACAAUUUGCAUUUUAAUUCAAAUUAUCCACGAACAAAUAAUAAUAAGCGAUAAUUUUAGCACAGUGCUGAAACUCUAGGCGAGUUACUUCCUGCUCGGCUGCAUAACCGCGCUGCGCUGUUGUGUGAGUGUGUCAAUGGCUCUCGACAGGUCAUGCCGGCCGUGAAGCAACAUAACAAUGCAUUUUAUUUCUCGAUUACCGCGCGCGAUUGAGCGCCUGGGGAGGCAGAAGAGCCGAUAAAGGCGGCCCAUCCCGCCUCCGACACCCCAGUACAAAGCCGCCACUCAAUCAGCAAUGGCGCCGAAUCUGCCAAGUCCGACGACCGCCGAGUACCUCGCCGCAAGCGGCCUGGCCGGAGCGAGCAAAACGACGGCGGAGGCGGCACUGGAGGCGGACCACUCUGAUCAGCAGCAGCAACAGGAGCCGUACCGGGUGCAGCUGGUGUGGCGGAACAUAAUCGCCUUCAUUUACCUGCACCUCGGCGCCGUCUACGGACUUUACCUCGUUCUCACCGCGCAGGCCAGCUUCCUCACAUUUCUCUGGGCGGUGUCUUUCGCGUCCCUGGCUGCGAUGGGGAUCACGGCGGGGGCGCACCGGCUGUGGUCGCACCGGGCAUACAAGGCGCGGUGGCCGCUGCGUGUGUUUCUGGCGGCGCUGCAGACGAUGGCCUUCCAGAACGACAUCCGCGAGUGGGUGCGCGACCACCGGGUGCACCACAAGUUCAGCGAGACGCACGCCGACCCGCACAACGCCAGCCGCGGCUUCUUCUUCUCGCACGUCGGCUGGCUGCUGUGCCGCAAACACCCCGACGUCCGCCGCAAGGGCGCCGCCGUCGACCUCAGCGACCUGGACGCCGACCCCGUCGUCGUCUGGCAGCGCCGCACCUACCUCGUCCUCAUGCCCCUCCUCUGCUUCGUCCUCCCCGUCUGGCUGCCCUGCCGACUGUGGAACGAAAACGCCUGGACUUCCUGGUACGUUGCGGGUGUGAUGCGAUACGUGCUAUCGCUGAAUGCGACCUGGCUGGUGAACAGCGCGGCGCAUAUGUGGGGCAACAGGCCCUACGACAAGGGUAUCAGCCCCACAGAGAACCGCUCCGUGGCCAUCGCAGCCUUCGGAGAGGGCUGGCACAAUUACCACCACGUCUUCCCCUGGGACUACAAGGCGGCCGAGCUGGGUGACUACAGCAUGAACCUGACGACGGCGUUCAUCGACCUGUGCGCGCGGCUGGGGCUGGCCUACGAUCUCAAGUCGGUGCCGGAGUCGCUGGUGCGGCGCCGCGCACUCCGCACCGGCGACGGAAGCUGGUUGGACCACCACCACCCCGAUCAGCCUGCCCUCUGGGGCUGGGGCGACACCGACAUGAGCCCUGAGGAUGCUGCCGACCUCUCCAACUCAAAAUAAAACGCUUUUUCCAGUCUUUAUUUUAAAUAUUUGUAAUUUUGUAUAGGGAAUAAAA
This is a messenger RNA of Cloeon dipterum, 1468 nucleotides long. Its product is annotated as acyl-CoA Delta-9 desaturase-like. Gene Ontology annotation, biological process: unsaturated fatty acid biosynthetic process. The transcript has 5 exons. Bases 307 to 1413 code for a protein of 368 amino acids. Gene Ontology annotation, cellular component: endoplasmic reticulum membrane. Gene Ontology annotation, molecular function: stearoyl-CoA 9-desaturase activity; iron ion binding. NCBI's taxonomy places the organism in Eukaryota, Metazoa, Arthropoda, Insecta, Ephemeroptera, Baetidae. The record is from RefSeq and is a predicted model, not a curated record.